This is a messenger RNA of Pseudocercospora fijiensis CIRAD86, 2450 nucleotides long. RefSeq lists its product as uncharacterized. Gene Ontology annotation, biological process: activation of GTPase activity. The transcript has 3 exons. Lineage: Eukaryota; Fungi; Ascomycota; Dothideomycetes; Mycosphaerellales; Mycosphaerellaceae. Gene Ontology annotation, molecular function: GTPase activator activity. The coding region runs from base 17 to 2188 and encodes 723 amino acids. The record is from RefSeq and is a predicted model, not a curated record.
CAGAUCCAGAUCCAGCAUGAGAAGCCUUGACGAUGCCAAAACCAGCUGGCAGGAACUUGCGCAGUACAAGACUCUCAGGGAGCUGAAGGACGGUGUGCGACUUGAUGAACACACCUCGGCCGCCACCCGCGGCCUCCGAUCCAUCUGCUGGAAAGCCUUUCUUCUCUUCGACACUUUGGACAUUGACGAUUGGCAGCGAACGCUUGCUUCCUCACGAUCGGCCUACAACUCACUGCGUGCACAUUUCUUUCGCCACAUAGACAAUCCCGAAGAAAUCGCUUCUGGCUUUGAUCCCCUCACGCAGGAUCCAGAGUCCUCUCCCUGGCAACAAUUGAGAAAAGACGAAGAGCUCCGAGCAGAAAUCGUGCAGGAUGUCGAGCGCCAGUCCAUCCUGCGCCAGCCUAGUCACAGGCGUAUGCUUACCGAUCUGCUGUUCACAUAUUGCAAACUGAAUCCAGAUGUCGGCUACAGGCAGGGCAUGCACGAACUCGCUGCGCCGAUCCUGUGCGUGGUAGAGGGCGAGGCAGUGGACGUGGGCGAGGCAAGCAAGACCCUUGGCGAAGAUGCCAUAAUCAAGCAUCUUUUCGACCCCGAAUUCGUAGAGCACGAUUCAUUUGCCCUUUUUGGUCAAGUGAUGCAGAGCGCGAAGACAUUCUACAUCUCAGAAGGACCGGUGUCUAUCGCCACCAGAAGCAAACAUAUUUUCAACGAGCUGAUGGCGGAGAUCGACCCGCAUCUCGUUAAACAUCUCGAAAGUCUCGAUGUGCUGCCUCAAGUCUUCCUCAUACGAUGGAUUAGGCUCUUAUUUGGCCGGGAAUUCGAGUUUGAAAGUGUGCUUGCACUCUGGGACGUCAUAUUCGCCGAAGAUCCCUCCCUCGAGCUUGUUGACCACAUGUGUCUUGCCAUGCUGCUACGAAUCCGCUGGCACCUGCUGGAUGCAGAUUACAACAAUGCUCUUGGACUUCUGCUGCGAUAUCCUGAUCUUGACAAAGAUUUGCCCGCCCAGGCUUUGGGACUCGAUGCACUGUAUUUGCGAGAUCACAUGAAUGCUGAAGGUAGUAGCUACUUGGUUCUCAAAUACACCGGCAGACCUUUAACCAGCUCAAAUCGACCCACCACACCUCCUGCCCUUCAGAGAAACAUCACGCAGUUCUCAGGCCUGAACGCUGGUGUUCGGCACUCGAAGCCUUCCCGGAACAACAUCGAAGCGGUCUUGCAGAGCACAGCUAAGAACUUGUUCGCCCAAAGUGAAAGACUGGGGAUCGGAAAAGCAGUGCGGAGUACGAUAGACGACAUUCACAAGAAAGCUCAAGAGAUCAGAGACUCGCAAGCACCAUCACCUCCACCCUGGCGACGCUCUGGAACUCCACGCGUAUUGGAGCGACUGAGAGAAAUGGAAGAACGUAACAGGAGGCUUUCCAUCCUGCUGGGACAAGCUGUCAAUGAACUUUGGGAGUGUCAAGGGCUCGUCAGUGGAGACCAGCAAGUAAAUGAUGAUGAUUCGACUCCAAAUGCGAACGUAGAGAAGCUCAGUGCUGCUAUUGCACGUGUGCAAUUUGUGCACGUUUACCUUGACCAACCGACUUUGGUACUCCCUACCGAGGAUGAGGCCACGCAAGAGUCUGGAAAAGGCCCUACAAACAUUGCUACGAGCUCGCGGCAAGAGCCCGAAGUGGAUCCAGAUCAUUCGAAGACAGAGGCAAUCGGGUUGCCUGAGUUAACGAACGAUCCAGUGACCGGACAAGAAACGGCUGUUCCACAUCGGCCAGCUCUCGCCGAUCCGUCAACAUUUGAAGACUUUGACGAUUCCGAAACGCAUACAGAUGUCAAGCCAGAGACCGCAGCCUCUGAUUCGACAACUAAUGUUGAUGAAGAGUCCAAGACGGUCCUUCUGCAGGGCCAAAGCACGCCAGCUAAAUCUCCGACUCCACGCCCUUCACUUGAGCAAAGUCCCUUUUCAUUCAUGCUCGGUCAGGACACAAGCUUGAGGGAAGGACAGGAUGGGAAGAGGAUACCUCCCUCUUCUCAAGACAAGGGGAAUGCGUCCCUUUUCGGCGACAUGAAAGCUACACACAGAACUCCAACUCAUACCCCAACAGGGAGCGCCAGUAAGUUUCUGGCGGAUGACGGAGGUAAAGAUGAAUUCGACUUCGGCAGUUUAAGAAGAGGUAAAGGUCCCAAGCGGUAAAUGGUGAUGAGUUGAGCAAUGCAAUGUGUGACUUUUGCUGGGCAGGAUUCAAAGUUUCAUAAUGAUCAUGAAACUGAUUGAUUGGCUUUUGCCAACUAGCGAUUCUCCAAGUGUAGCCAAAAAAUCUGUCCUGUGGAGCAUGACUUGGACCUAGUAGGAACAUGCGAACCGCUUCGUCUACAAGAGCGUUUGAAACAACCUAGAACAGCCAUUGUCUGAAGACUGACUGACUGACACCACAACAAGAAGUGAUUACGACAGC